This is a messenger RNA of Fomitiporia mediterranea MF3/22, 564 nucleotides long. RefSeq lists its product as uncharacterized. The record is from RefSeq and is a predicted model, not a curated record. The transcript is spliced from 6 exons. NCBI's taxonomy places the organism in Eukaryota, Fungi, Basidiomycota, Agaricomycetes, Hymenochaetales, Hymenochaetaceae. The annotation marks the transcript as partial.
GUCAUCGUCUCAGACCGAGGCCUUGGAGCGUAGCUGUCUGCCAUGUCGCUCGUUCAAAAAAGGUCCUCGAAGGAACUUGUAAACAGUGCUUGCGCUCAGGCGGUCCACGUUCGAAGCAUCCAAAUCGACUACAAGGAUGUCCAGAGGAAACAUCCCGUCACAGUCGAAAUCAAGACCGACAACGAAAGGGCACGUCGAUCGCGCCAAUAUAAGCGGAACGAACCCAUCGAUUGGAACGUAGACUUAUGCUCUAUGCUUGCAUCCCAGCUUGCUAUCGUUAUCCGCGAACAUCGUCACCUUCAUUCAGACAAAGAAUGCAUAGUCCCACUCACAAUUACUUAUGAUCUAUUCGUAAAAGCGAUGCUCGUCAUCGAUGAGCCGAUUGGCAAGAAUACGUCUUUGAGAAUUCAUUUUGGGACAGCUGGACCAUUUAUUGCUGUGAUACGUCAACUUGUUGAGGAAUCUCAGGAGCGCAUGAAAAACAUGAAAAUUUUUAUGGGACAUCUUGGAAAGGCAUGUGAGGUCAUGAACUACAUUGUAAACGCUUCAGAAUUUGUAUCUGAC